Messenger RNA from Neoarius graeffei (lesser salmon catfish), 2123 nucleotides. It is a transcript of the gene yars2, whose product is annotated as tyrosyl-tRNA synthetase 2, mitochondrial. The record is from RefSeq and is a predicted model, not a curated record. Bases 1 to 1443 code for a protein of 480 amino acids. Gene Ontology annotation, molecular function: ATP binding; RNA binding; tyrosine-tRNA ligase activity. Gene Ontology annotation, cellular component: cytosol; mitochondrion. Gene Ontology annotation, biological process: tyrosyl-tRNA aminoacylation. NCBI's taxonomy places the organism in Eukaryota, Metazoa, Chordata, Actinopteri, Siluriformes, Ariidae. The transcript is spliced from 5 exons.
AUGGCGGCGUCCUGUGGCCGCAACCUGUGCAGAAGAUGGCGAGGAAAGACGGGUUUAGUUCUAAAAAGCCCGUCUUCGGCUUGGUUUCCAAAGACUACCGUUCACACGUCCCCAGUCAGUAGAAACGGAUUUCUAUCAUCGCUGCACAAACGAGGCCUCCUGAAGGACUCUUUCCCCGAGACCGCGGCUCAGGUGGCGCUCCCUCAGCUGCUCCAUUCGGCCCAGCAGACCGUGUACUGCGGCUUCGACCCGACCGCCGACAGCCUGCACGCCGGACACCUGCUGCCGCUCAUCGCUCUGCUGCACUUCCGCAACGCAGGACACCACGUGAUCGCGCUGAUCGGCGGAGCCACGGCGCGGAUCGGUGACCCGAGCGGCAAAUCCAAGGAGCGAGAGGGUCUGUCGGCUAGUGUGGUCGAUAGUAAUGGCAGGUGCGUGAUGGAAAGCUUGCACCAGAUCUUCACCAACCACGAGCUGUAUUUCUGUAGCGAUCCGCAGAGACUGGGCUCCGUGCGCGUGCUGAACAACGCCAGCUGGUACCGGGACUGGAACGUGGUGGAGUUUGUGGCCGAGGCGGGACGGUGUUUCCGCAUGGGCACUCUGCUGAGCAGACACAGCGUGCAGUCCCGCUUAAAGAGUGCCGAGGGCAUGAGUCUCAGCGAGUUCUCUUACCAGCUGUUCCAGGCCUUUGACUUCUAUUACCUCCAGCAGGUGCACGGCUGCAGAAUACAGCUGGGGGGCACAGAUCAGCUGGGGAACCUCAUGUCCGGCCAUGAGUUCAUUCACAAAAAGACAGGAGAGGAAGUAUAUGGACUGACGGUACCACUGUUGACCACCUCAAUGGGAGAUAAGCUGGGGAAGACUGCAGGAAAUGCUGUAUGGCUGAACCGGAAUAAAACAUCUCCCUUUGAGUUCUACCAGUAUUUCCUGAGACUGCCAGAUAACAAUAUGGAACAGUACUUGAAGCUGUUCACCUUCCUGCCACUGGCCGAGGUGGAGAAGGUGAUGGAGCAGCAGCAGCAGGAUCCAGGCAAGAGAACAGCACAAAAACGGCUUGCUGCUGAGGUAACCAAGCUGGUGCAUGGCAAGGAGGGGCUGGAAAGUGCCAAACGAUGCACCAACGCUCUGUACCAGAGCAGCAUCGAGGCUCUGCAGCAGAUGGAUGAUGCUGAACUGAAGGAGUUGUUCAGAGGAGCUCCAUUUAAAGAGUUCUUUCUGGAGCCAGGUACCACAGUACUGGAUGCCUGCCGUCGGAGCCAGGCCAUUCCUGAAGGACCCAGAGGGUAUCAGAUGAUAACUGAUGGUGGUGUGUGGAUUAACCACCACAGGGCCUCAAACCCCGAGCAGAUACUAGUCCCAGGUCAGCACAUCCUCUCAAACGGACUCAGUCUGAUUCGAGUGGGAAAAAAGAACUUCUACAUCAUCAAGUGGCUGAGCAUGUGAUUCACAUCAUAGAUGUGGAAAAUUAGGAGUCUAUGCAGCUGAAGUACUGGACAUGUACUCCUAGUACAAGCCAAGUGAUGUUUGUGGAACCACAGGGCUGCUGAUCAGUGGAUUUUGGAAGGCUGCUGGCAAGAGGAAGAAACCGGCUACAAGGAGCCAUGUUGCAGUACAGAGAAAAAAUACUAUUAAACAGUGUAUCGUGUGUACACUGUCUCAUAUGAGUUUUGUCUCUGAAAUUUUAUACUACUCAAGUUAAGCACCAGGAAAAUGGUCAACCUUUUGGGUGAUUGUUUUAAAGUGCAGUUCUACGUCCGACCACAAGAUGUCAGUCGUGUUUUUUUCCUUGAUGCCUGUAAAUUUUUAAAUUCCUGUACAAGUUUCAUAAAUUAGAGCAACCCCUAUCCUGCACAGCUUGGUGUUUGCCCUCAUCUAACACUCACCUAGUUCAGGCUCAUCAGUUGAAUCAGGUGAGCUGAGACCCUGGGGGACAACAAUAAAAUUUACUGGACCAGGAUUGAGAAGUACCAUGUGAGGUGUAGUACAACCUUGUGAGUUGUGCUGUUGCAAUUUAACUCCUUUACAUUUUUUCCCUUUGAGUGUUUAAGUGAUUUGAAUUGCAAGUUAUUGUUACCCUUAAUAUGCUAUAAAUGCAAGAUGUCUCAGACAUUCUUCAAACUGUA